GGGACCUCCAACAGCAACUGUGCCCUUUAUAUCCCGUAUCAUCAUGUAAGGCAGAGCUUCAGCAAGAGCUUCAAUCUGCUCUCAUCCACUCCUCUCUCCCUCACCGACCUUCUCCAGCUCCGCGCAUAGGGUAACACCAUGUCGUCCAAGCCCGUCGUCCCCUUCUCCGAGCCGCCAUACCUGGCCGGCCUCCCCUCGCCGUACUACAAGGAAACGCAUCUGAGGUGGCAGAAGGCAUGCCGGCAAUUCAUCUCGAAGCACCUGCUGGAGCAUGCGUUGGAGUGGGAUACCAUUGAGACGCUGCCGGAGCACGUCUUCCAGACGUUUGCUAAGGCCGGCAUGCUGCUUCCUUCACUGCCCGCUCCUCUGCCUGUGGAAUGGCUGAAGAAGCUGGGAAUCCACGACUUCUUGGGCGCUGUGAAGGUUGAGGAGUGGGACUACAUCCACACCAUGAUCUAUUGCGACGAGAUGGCUCGCUCCGGUCUGGCAGGUCCCUCAGGCUCGCUGACGACUGGGAUCUCGUUCGGCGUCCCGCCCAUCAUCAAAUACGGCAGCAAGCAGCUCCAGGAGCGUUACCUGCCUGAGCUCCUCACCGGAAAGAAGCGCACGUGUAUCGCCAUCACCGAGCCCGAGGCUGGCUCUGAUGUCGCCAACAUCGUCACCACUGCGACCAAAAGCCCCUGCGGCAAGUACUACAUUGUCAACGGGGCCAAAAAGUGGAUUACCAACGGUAUCUGGGCCGACUACUCGACCAUGGCCGUGCGGACGGGUGGACCUGGCCCUACUGGUCUCUCCCUCCUCGUUGUACCCCUAAAGGGCUACCCAGGUGUUACCACUCGCCGUCUCAAGGUGGGUGGCCAGGUCUCGGCUGGAACCACCUACAUAGAGCUUGAGGAUGUCAAGGUCCCCGUUGAGAACCUUGUCGGUGUCGAGGGCAUGGGCAUGAAGUACAUCAUGACUAACUUUAAUCACGAACGGCUCACCAUUGCAAUUGGCGCCACCAGGCAGGCCCGCGUUGCUCUCGCCGCUGCCACCGAGUAUAUUCUGAAGCGUGAGGCCUUUGGCAAGCCCCUCGUUGAGCAACCCGUCGUCCGACACCGAUUGGCCAAGGCCGGUGCCUUGCUCGAAAGCCAGUGGGCGUGGGUGGAACAAUUCGUCUACCAGAUGACCCAGCUUCCCAAGGAGACAGCUGAUAUCGAGCUCGGUGGUCUGACCGCCAUGGUCAAGGCCCAGUCUGGCAUCGUCCUGAACGAGUGCGCGCAGUGCGCCCAGCUCCUCUUUGGUGGCAACGGCUACACCAAGUCUGGCCAGGGAGAGCUGAUUGAGAGAAUUUACCGCGAGGUGCCGGGUGUCCGUAUCCCUGGCGGUUCAGAGGAUGUCAUGCUGGAUUUAGGCGUGCGUCAGCUGGUGAAGAACUUCAAGGCAAAGACUGCAGCUCUCGAGAAGAGCGGUGGUUCCAGGCUAUAAGCAACGUGCUGCACGAAUAUACUGUCUGCCUCAACGCAAAGACCACGUGGAAGAGCUGUCUAUUUACAGACGCGCACCAAUUGAUACCAACCCUAGCGUGAUUGUACAUGUACCUUUCCAUACAUGCAUCUUCACAUAUAAACAACAAUAGUCAAAUUAUUUGGCAAUAUAGGCUUCGCUUGGCUCUGGCCUUCUUCCGC
This is a messenger RNA of Westerdykella ornata, 1667 nucleotides long. RefSeq names its product short-chain specific acyl-CoA dehydrogenase mitochondrial precursor. NCBI's taxonomy places the organism in Eukaryota, Fungi, Ascomycota, Dothideomycetes, Pleosporales, Sporormiaceae. The record is from RefSeq and is a predicted model, not a curated record. The transcript is spliced from 3 exons. The coding region runs from base 139 to 1467 and encodes 442 amino acids. Gene Ontology annotation, molecular function: oxidoreductase activity, acting on the CH-CH group of donors; flavin adenine dinucleotide binding.